AUGACUGCUGUUUUAAUAGAACGAGAAGUGAUUUUGGAUUUUUUAGAAAUGUACAAAUCGUUUACUUGUUUAUGGGAUAUUACUUGUAAGCAGUACAGCAACAGGUAUGCAAAAAACCAGGCGCUUGAGUUAUUAAAAGAAAAAUUAAAAAUAAUAGACAAUGACGCUAGUAUCUCAACUGUAAAAAAGAAAAUUGAGAAUAUGAGAGCUGCAUACAAAAGAGAAUUUAAAAAGGUACAAGAUAGUAAAAGAACUGGUGCUGGUCUAAAAGAUAUUUAUGUGCCAUCUUUAUGGUAUUUUGAAUACCUAACAUUUCUAAAUGAAAAAGAAAACACAAGUAUAAGUGGAAUUGACACUAUCGAUUUCAGUGGUGAUGAUGAG
Molecule: messenger RNA, 381 nt
Organism: Myzus persicae (green peach aphid)
Lineage: Eukaryota; Metazoa; Arthropoda; Insecta; Hemiptera; Aphididae
Exons: 3
Source: RefSeq, a predicted model, not a curated record